This is a messenger RNA of Phragmites australis (common reed), 1748 nucleotides long. Its product is annotated as B3 domain-containing protein Os11g0156000-like. Gene Ontology annotation, molecular function: DNA-binding transcription factor activity; DNA binding. Bases 433 to 1257 code for a protein of 274 amino acids. The transcript has 2 exons. The record is from RefSeq and is a predicted model, not a curated record. Lineage: Eukaryota; Viridiplantae; Streptophyta; Magnoliopsida; Poales; Poaceae.
GGCACAUGGAAAGCAAUGGUAGGGCCUACUUCCACUCCACCUCCUGGAUGGCAGUGGUUAGGCCACAAUGGCCAUGCACCAACUUCGAAGUAUACCACCACCUGAUCGUCCCUCAUCAGCUACACUCAAACUACAUAUUCUAACCUUAGCACCUCUGAAGCCCUUCACUUUGAUUCUUCCUGUCUACCUUAGAUUAAAAAGUGCCCUCGCCAAGAUCAAAUGCAUGCACCAAGUCCUCAUGUACCAGAGCAAUAUCGAUACAUUACAUAGACACACCCAGUGUUCUCCCUGGUAGGCUAUAAAGCCUGGCCAUGACACCUGCAUGGUUCUCUACACGACACACCAUCACUGCUACUCUCCACCAGCAAACUUUUGCUGCAGACAGGAACCUAACACACUUGUUCGCUCUAGCUCUUGCUUUCCUCCAGCAGAAUGGCCAUGAAUCAUCUCUCCCAGGAGCACCCCCAGGCCUGGCCCUGGGGUGUGGCCAUGUACACGAACCUACACUACCACCACCACUUGGAGAGGGAGCACCUGUUCGAGAAGCCCCUGACACCAAGUGAUGUUGGUAAGCUCAACAGGCUGGUGAUCCCCAAGCAGCACGCCGAGAGGUACUUCCCACUCGGCGGCGACUCCAGCGAGAAGGGCCUGAUCCUAUCCUUCGAGGACGAGGCUGGCAAGCCAUGGCGGUUCCGGUACUCUUACUGGGCGAGCAGCCAGAGCUACGUGCUCACCAAGGGCUGGAGUCGGUACGUCAAGGAGAAGCAGCUUGAUGCCGGCGACGUCGUGCACUUUGAGAGGAUGCGUGGCCUUGGCAUGGGCGACCGCCUGUUCAUUGGCUACAGGCGACGCGGUGAGAGUGCAACCGCGGCAGUGGCACCGCCCCCCGCUGUGCGCACAGCGGCGGCUGCACAGGGUACCGGAGAGCAGCAGCCUUGGAGCCCAAUGUGCUACAGCACAUCAGGCUCAUACCCAACCAGCCCGGCAAAUUCCUAUGCCUAUCGUCACUUAGUGGACCAUGAGCACAGCAACAUGCAGCAUGCAGGAGAAUCUCAGUGGGACAGAGACAACAGGAGCUGCAGUGCAGCAUCAGCGCCGUCGAGGCGGCUCCGACUGUUCGGCGUGAACCUCAACUGCGGGCCAGAGCAGGAGCCGGAGACACCAACGGCGAUGUACGGCUACAUGCACCAGAGCCCCUACGCUACAACACCUCCAGUUCCCAAUAACUGGUCAGCACUGCAAAACCGUUCAAUUUAGAUGCACCAUAAAUAUUCCUCUAUUUGACGAGUUGGAACUUAAUAUGACAGGGGCAGUCUAUAAGAUAUGAAGAUGAGAUUUGAGGUCAUGCUUGCAGAAUCCAAACAACCAAGUAGUUGCUAGCAGCCUAUUACUAUUUGAACUAGGUGGCAGGUUUGAAUUGACCUGUGGAAGGAAAAGGAAGUGGAGAGAUCCCUUGUUUCCCGGGCAAUCUUCCUUCCAUCCCCAGACUGCCUUUUGCUGUUUUUUCUCUUUUUCCUUGGCUUCCAGAAACCCUACAUACUGAACGGGAUCUGGCAGCAGGCCUGCGUGGGAGGUUUCAGGAAACAUCAGGCUGAAAAGGAGAGGUGGAGACACAGGCAGAGAUGUGUAUGUAUGUGUCAUCUGUACCUGCGUGGGUCCAAGAACAAACUGUGAAGUUCAUGUAUCCAGGCCUGCCUCCUGAAGAAACAAAGCAAUAUCCCCCAUGGGGAUUUUGUUCUCUCCCCCCA